Sphenostylis stenocarpa is the source of this 3069-nucleotide messenger RNA. NCBI's taxonomy places the organism in Eukaryota, Viridiplantae, Streptophyta, Magnoliopsida, Fabales, Fabaceae. The record is from the annotation of a GenBank genome assembly.
AUGACUAGUCCAAUUGGAGAAUUGACAAGCAAUAACGACGGUACCUCAGGGUGGAUGGGUACUGAACAAUCUGAAUUGUCUGUGAAAACACAAGGGUCUGAAUGUUUACAAAAGGGACAAAGGGAGUCUGGUACCGUCUUAACCAGUUCACCUAUCGAUGAAAAAUCAAAUCAAGUUUCUGCCAGUGUGACAGAGAAUUCUGUUAUUCUACCGCUUGCUUCAUCGAAUCAAGUUUCUGCCAAUGUUACGGAGAAUUCUGUUAUUCUACCGCCUGCUUCAUCAAAUCAAGUUUCUGGGAAUGUUACAGAGAAUUCUGUUAUUCUACUGCCUGCUUCAUCAAACGAAGUUUCUGUGGAUGUUACAGGGAAUUCUGUUAGUCUACCGCCUGCUUCAUCAAAUAAAAUUUCUGCCAAUGUUACAGAGAAUUCUGUUAUUCUGCUGCCUGCACCGCCUCAGGAUGAUUUGGAAAAGAAUUGCCAGACCGUAGAGGGUUCACACCUUGAACAAAGUACCGAUGAACAAGUCCCUGUACAGUUACCUAACGAUAAAUCUGAAAACCCAUGUCCAUUGUCCGAAAAUGAACCUGUAGUAUCUCCAUGCCAACCAUUAUCUGAAAAUAAACCUGUAGAAUCCCCAUGCCAACCAUUAUCUGAAAACGAGCCUGUUGAAUCUCCAUGCCAAUCAUUGUCUAAAAAUAAACCAGUAGAAUCCCCAUGCCAGCCAUUGUCUGAAAAUGUACUUGUAGAAUCUCCAUGCCAAUCAUUGUCUAAAAAUAAACCAGUAGAAUCCCCAUGCCAGCCAUUGUCUGAAAAUGAACCUGUAGAAUCUCCAUGCCAAUCAUUGUCUGAAAAUAAAGCUGUAGAGUCCCCAUGCCAACCAUUGUCUGAAAAUGAACCUGUUGAAUCUUCAUUCCAAUCAUUGCCUGAAAAUAAACCUUUAGAAUCCCCAUGCCAACCAUUGUCCGAAAAUGAACCUGUAGAAUCCGUUCCUGACUUUGCUAUUGAUGGCCAAAUGCAAUCUAGUCCAGCUGAAGCUAAUAUGAGUUCUGGGAAUGAAUUGUUGGAUUCACCUACUGGAGAUGUGAACAAUAUUAGUUCCAUUUGUCCAGAAAGAGUGUCUUAUAGCCCCACUAAUUCACUAUUGAGGCGCAGGGGUAAAAGAAACUCAAAAUUAUUGAAGAAGACGUAUAUGCUACGGUCAAUAGGAAGCAGUGACAGAGCUUUGCGGUCAAAAACAAAAGAAAAUCCCAGGGCACCUGAAACAAAUAAUAAUAAUGAUGCAAUGCAGAGGAAAAGUGGGAGGAAGAAGAGAAAGAGUGGAGAGGUGGGAAUUGCCGAUCAAUUUUCUAGAAUCAAAAGUCACUUAAGAUAUUUAUUAAACAGAAUAGGCUAUGAGAAAAACUUGAUUGAUGCUUAUUCUGGCGAGGGCUGGAAAGGGCACAGUAUGGAAAAAUUGAAGCCUGAGAAAGAGCUUCAACGGGCCAAGUCUGAAAUUCUUCGACGCAAGUUGAACAUUAGGGAUCUAUUUCGAAAUUUGGAUUCAUUGUGUGCUGAAGGAAAGCUGCCAGAGUCUUUAUUUGAUUCCGAGGGAGAGAUUGACAGUGAGGAUAUAUUCUGUGCAAAAUGCCAUUCCAAAGAGUUGAGCUGUAAUAAUGAUAUAAUUCUCUGUGAUGGUGUUUGUGACCGGGGAUUUCAUCAGCUCUGUUUGGAUCCUCCGUUGUUAACUGCAGACAUUCCACCUGGUGAUGAGGGUUGGUUAUGCCCAGGAUGUGAUUGCAAAGAUGACUGCAUGGACCUUGUUAAUGACUCCUUCGGAACAAGUCUCUGUAUUAAUGACCCCUGGGAGAGGGUUUUUCCUGAAGCAGCAAGAGCUGCUGGAAAUAAUAUGGAUAACAACUUGGGACUUCCUUCUGAUGAUUCUGAUGAUGAUGAUUAUAAUCCUAAUGGUCCAGAGGAUGUGAAACUUGAAGGAGAUGAAUCAAGUUCUGAUGAAUCUGACUAUGCUUCUGCUUCUGAGAAAUUGGAGGGUUCACUUGGGGAUCAGUACUUGGGCCUUCCAUCUGAAGAUUCUGAUGAUGGUGAUUAUAAUCCUGGUGCCCCAGAUGUCGAUUGUAAAGUUAAUGAAGAAAGUUCAAGCUCUGAUUUCACUUCUGACUCUGAGGAUCUUGCUGCUGCAAUUGUGGAUUACACGACCCAUGAACAGAAUGGUGAAAUCAGAUCGGCAUCUUUGGAUGAUGUUAAGUACUUGAAAAGUUCUAGAAAACAAAAGGGUAAGGCUGGUAAGAAGCUAUCUAUGGCUGAUGAACUCUCAUCUUUACUAGAGCCAGAUUCUGGUCAAGACGGUUCUACUCCUGUUUCUGGGAAAAGGAAUUUGGAAAGGUUGGACUACAAAAAGCUGUAUGAUGAGACAUACCACAGUGAUACUAGUGAUGAUGAAGAUUGGACAGCCACUGCUACUCCAAGUAGAAAGAAGAAAGGCAAUGUGACUCCAGUGUCACUAAAUGGAUAUGCUUCAAAUAAUUCCAAGCACACUCCUAAGAGGAAUGGCCACCAGAAUAAAUUUGAAAAUACAAAAAAAUCACCUGCUAAAUCACUCCAUGGCUGUGUGAAAUCUGAUUCCAGGGAUAGAAGGUCUUCAGCAUACAAAAGGCUAGGGGAAGCUGUAAUUCAGAGACUUCACGUAUCUUUUAAAGAAAAUCACUAUCCAGAUAGAACCACAAAAGAAAGCUUGGCUCAAGAACUUGGACUUACUUGUCAGCAGGUUGCCAAAUGGUUUGACAAUACUCGAUGGAGCUUCCGGCAUUCAUCAAAAAAGGAAACCAAUUCAGGUAGAAAUGCUUUACAGCAAACUCCUGACAGCAGAGUUGAAAAUGAGGGGGAUGAAUGUGAAUUAAUGUCCCAGGAGGUCAGUGGAGAAAAAUCAAAAGCCCCAAGCUCUAGAAAAAGGAAGCGUUUAUCAGAACACCAACCAUCUGAAGCACAGCUGGAUACCAAUGGCAGGGCAUCAAGCUCACCAAAUACUCAACAAACCCUAAUAGGCAAGAAAAUGAAGACAAGGAGAAGAAAAUGA